AUAACGCUCACCAGGACUUCAUUUGUGCAUUUCCAGCUAAGAUGAGUUCAGCCUCCACGCCCAUCUCCCGGAUACGUCAGGGUUGGACGUCAUCCUCGCUGAAGAGCAAGGGUCAGUCCCCCGCAGCCUGCAGCACCCCGCUGCUGACAGCCUUCCCUGGCAACGAUGACGAACAGGAGCGUCGCCAGCGCAGGAGGUCGAGGGUCAUCGACCUUCAAACGGCCUCCGACUCAUCCUUCAAUGACUCUGCGUCUCACAGUGCUGUGGGGACUCCUGCCGCCGUGCCUAAGCUGUCAAACGCACAGAUCUCAGAGCAUUACUCCACCUGCAUAAAACUCUCCACUGAAAAUAAAAUCACCACAAAAAAUGCCUUCGGUCUGCAUCUGAUUGAUUACAUGGCUGACAUUCUCAAACAGAAGGAUUCAGAGCUCACCAACUUCAAGGUGGCAGCCGGCACUCUGGAUGCCAGUACAAAGAUCUAUGCCGUGAGGGUGGAUGCUGUUCAUGCUGACGCCUACAGGGUGCUGGGUGGUCUCGGGGCAGAGACCAAGCCUGGGGAGGACCAUGGCUCGAAAGGCGAUGGCGACGAUGAGGACGGUGCAGAAAGCGAGGCCACUGUCAAGCAGCCGAAGAAGAAGAGGCCUCCGAAGAAGACGGUGGAGCAAAACCUGAGCAACAUCAACAGUGCCGAGUCCGAGCGGAGAUGUGAGGUGGACCCCAUGUUUCAUCGCAUGGCCUCGUCCUUCGAUGAGAGCAGCACGGCCGGCGUCUUCCUGUCGGUUCUCUUCAGUGAGAACAGCCGCUGCGAGCUGCUGUUUCCCUCCCACCUGACUCUCCUGCAGUCCUCACCCUACUCUCCUCCACCUCCUCAGAGUCCCGCGUCGCCCUUCAUGGCUGGACUGCAGCGCUCUCAGGAGAAAAGCUCCGUCUGCCCCUCGCUGCAGGACUUCUCCUUCACCAGCUGGAACCCCGAGCAGACCAUCAACCAGCUCCUGGAGAAGAUGAAGCAGGGCGAGCACGUGUUUGAUGUGAACGCCGAGCCCGAGCCGGAGGAAGACGACUGCCCGGACUUCGACGCAGACUACGACGAGGGAGCCGGCGACUGCGAGGAGGGAGUGAAGGAGCACCGGGUCGGCUGCGAGCCGUCCGGCUCCGGCUCAGGGAGGGACGUGAUCCCCAUCGGAGAGGGAGACAUCGCCACCAUGUGUCUGCAGCUGUUCCAGCCCAGAGAAUACUCCUACUUCAGCCCCAAGACCAUGGCCACGUGGGCCGGACCCGGGUACUGGCAGUUCAAACCCAAGCACAAGCUGGAUCACAUGCCUGACAAAGAGCCGCGCAAGAGGAAGCCCAAGAAGGCCUUCGAAAUCGACUUCAGUGAGGACGUGAACUUUGAAACCUACUUCCGCACCACCAGGGCUGCCACCACCAACGUAAAGUCAGCGCUCACCACCAGCAAGAGGAGAACGACUCUUCCUGCAGACUUCCAGUACCCCGAGACGCUGUCCCAGCUCAGCGUGAAGCCCUCCGUCUCGCUGAAUCAAGAAGCCCAGAAGAGGCUGUCGGGGGAGCUCGGAGAAGGAAUCGGAGAUUAUGACUACAACAACGCCAACGACACGGCCAACUUCUGUCCAGGUCUUCAGGGUGGCGACAGCGACGACGAUGUGGAAGGGUUUGGGGGCUCGGACGACACGCAGCCUUCCGGCGAGAACUUACCGGGGCCGUCUCAAGACCUGGAGGGUGUGUCCACGUACGGGGAGGACGAUCUGGUCCCGGAACCUCACAGGGUCAACAAGAUCGAGAUAAAUUACGCAAAGACGGCAAAGAAAAUGGACAUGAAGAGGCUGAAAAACUCCAUGUGGACUCUGCUGACUGAAAGCCCAGAGAAGACUGUUGAGCUAACGGAGACUGCAGAGAAGGCAGAAGUGAGCGGGGAGAAAGUCUUCAGCGAGACCACAAAGACGCUCCUCCAGAGAUUGCCCAGCAGCAUGUCUCAGAACCUGUCGGUGCCUCUGGCCUUCGUCGCCCUGCUUCACCUCGCCAAUGAAAAGAAUCUGGAGCUGGUGAAGGUGGACGACAUGUCAGACAUCAUCAUCAGACAAGGCCACUGAGGAGAGCGGCGAGGAUCUGCAUCCCUCUGCUUCCUCCGCUCAUCACUUCUAAUGUCAUGUUACUUUCAUAACCCCCCCCCCCCUCCUUUUUUUUUUUUUUUUUUUUAUUCAACAUUUCCAACAUGUAAUGAGGAGCUCUUCGACAGUGGGACCUGCUUCUCUUCAUAAUUACAGUGCAGUCUCUGCCUUUUCUUGUUCAUUCUGUGCUAUCGGUGUGUCUUUUGUAGAUAUUUUUAAUUGCUCUAUACCGCACACAAAAAAAGUUUCCUGUCAAAAGAAAUAAAAUUCUUUUUUUUAAAAAGUUU
Molecule: messenger RNA, 2413 nt
Organism: Salarias fasciatus (jewelled blenny)
Lineage: Eukaryota; Metazoa; Chordata; Actinopteri; Blenniiformes; Blenniidae
Gene: ncaph
Product: non-SMC condensin I complex, subunit H
Biological process (GO): mitotic chromosome condensation
Cellular component (GO): condensin complex
Molecular function (GO): chromatin binding
Source: RefSeq, a predicted model, not a curated record